This is a messenger RNA of Guillardia theta CCMP2712, 527 nucleotides long. RefSeq lists its product as hypothetical. NCBI's taxonomy places the organism in Eukaryota, Cryptophyceae, Pyrenomonadales, Geminigeraceae. The transcript has 4 exons. The annotation marks the transcript as partial. The record is from RefSeq and is a predicted model, not a curated record.
AUGGAGAGUAAGGGUGCGGUCUCGGAGCGCACGCCCCUCCUGGGGGGAGCAAGCAUCGUCUCCGUCACUGCUCCUGACAUCAUCAACCGAGCUGCCGAGUCGCCUGCUCCGGGGAUCAGCCUCCGCGAGUCUGUGGAGCGAGGCAAAGCGUCGGGGCUGGUCAACGACGGGUACAGGGAGGAGGAGGAGCCCGUGUGCUGCGGGCAGGAGCAGCUCGCGUACUCGAUCCUGGCGAGGCUGCCGGCGAUCCACACGUACGCGUUCCUGGCCUUCUUCCUCUACUUUGGGCACACGAGCAGGAGAAGAGGCAGGAGGCAGGCGGUGGAGGGAGCGCUGAGACGUGCUUGGCAGGCGAAGUUCUGGGACCCGACGGUGAUACCAGAGGACUGGCACAUGUACUUCCGCUGCUCGAUGGCGGACCAGGGGAAGGUGGAAGUGACUCGGCUGAUGAUCCUGGUGGGGACUGAGGCGGUAGAAGGAAAGAACUACGUGGACACGGUGAAGGAGUGCUACGACCAGUCCGUGCG